This is a messenger RNA of Lagopus muta (rock ptarmigan), 1342 nucleotides long. It is a transcript of the gene HMGN2, whose product is annotated as high mobility group nucleosomal binding domain 2. The record is from RefSeq and is a predicted model, not a curated record. The coding region runs from base 241 to 513 and encodes 90 amino acids. Gene Ontology annotation, cellular component: chromatin; nucleus. Gene Ontology annotation, biological process: chromatin organization. The transcript is spliced from 6 exons. Gene Ontology annotation, molecular function: nucleosomal DNA binding. Lineage: Eukaryota; Metazoa; Chordata; Aves; Galliformes; Phasianidae.
GAUCCGGCUGGAACCGGUUGGGCCGCGUCCGGCUCUAUAUAAAACUUUAUAAACACCCGAUUCAAAUUAGUGGGGUCGGCAGCCAGCGCAGCGAGCCGGCCGCCAGCCCCGCCGCGCCGCCCCGCUCUCCCCCUCGGCCCUCCCCCGCUUCUCGCCGCCACCGAGCGAGCCCGGCCGCCCGCCCCCGCCCGCCCCCUCCGCUCGCUCUCUCCUCGCGCGACACACGCGCCGCCCGGAGCUAUGCCGAAGAGAAAGGCUGAAGGAGAUACCAAGGGCGAUAAGGCCAAAGUUAAGGAUGAGCCACAGCGGAGGUCGGCAAGGUUAUCUGCUAAACCUGCCCCUCCGAAGCCAGAGCCUAAACCUAAAAAGUCAGCUCCAAAGAAGAGUGAGAAAGUGCCCAAGGGAAAGAAGGGGAAAGCUGAUGCUGGCAAGGAGGGAAACAACCCUGCAGAAAAUGGAGAUGCCAAAACAGACCAGGCACAGAAAGCCGAAGGUGCUGGUGAUGCCAAGUAAAAUGUGUGAAUUUUUGAUAACUGUGUACUUCUGGUGACUGUACAGUUUGAAAUACUAUUUUUUAUCAAGUUUUAUAACAAUGCAGAAUUUUGUUUUACUUUUUUUUAAGCUAUGUUGUUAGCACACAGACCGCUUUGUUGUUGUGUUUUUUGGGGGGGGCAGUGGGACAAAUGUCACUUAAUCUGUUUCUUGGAACCUACAUUUUCAAGUUUACCCCUUCCCAGUUUUUAGGACUCUUCCUGAAUGGAGCAGGAAGGGAUUCCUUUGUGCUGCACACCUCUUCCGUUUCUGGACCGCAUCAGAGUGAACGGAAGCUCCCGAGAUGCCUGUUGCCAACCUCAGAGCUGCAGUUUGCGGUGCCCUCUGCGUUUCCUUUCAUGCCUAGAGCCUCUCACGGCAGGAACGGCAUGUUGGGACUCACUGCUCUAAAUGCAUUGUCAGGUGAUCUGGACUUCUGGUGUUCAAUUUGGGAUAUAAUAGCUCUAAAAGGAGCUGCUUUCCUCUUUCAUAUUGUGGAUCUACAGAUUAAGGAAUCUGCAGUUUUUAAUUUUUCCUCGCAAAGUCAGGGUAGAUUUGUGAAGAGUUGUUAAACAACACGCUAAAUGUGAAAGUGUCCGCCCUCACUCUAAACAUUUCCCUCUGCAAGUAUACAGAAUGAAGAUUUGUCGGUUUUAUAGCAGCCUCUAUGUUUGGGUAGUCCUUGAAGGGAGGGGAGUUUGACAGUUGUUGUAAAAUGUUGCAGAUUGUAGCCCAUGUCCUGCCUAAAUUACCAUGAUUGUUUAUGAAAAGUACCUUUAAUAAAGCUGGAUACGGUUUGGCUUGGACUGUU